Molecule: messenger RNA, 1705 nt
Organism: Orussus abietinus
Lineage: Eukaryota; Metazoa; Arthropoda; Insecta; Hymenoptera; Orussidae
Exons: 6
Coding region: 272-1684 (470 amino acids)
Biological process (GO): negative regulation of phosphatase activity
Molecular function (GO): phosphatase binding
Source: RefSeq, a predicted model, not a curated record
AGCGAUGAGUACCGUAAAAAAACGCCUUGGUGUGAGAAUUUCCAGCUAUCCAACACCUCGGAUGCCGACGAUCGAAGUAUUCCCAUCCACCAAAAAGAAUAUCCCCCACCGACUCCUGCAGGAAACAAUCGAUAAAUCGAAAAGGAACCGCAACGUCCGUUGCUACGCGCGAUGCCGAGAAACGUCUCGACUUCGCUAAGGGGGGGCUACUAUUUCUAAACUAAGUAAAUUCCAUGGUUCCAUAUCAUUUCACUAAUGAUCAACCGAGAAGAUGACCAGCCCGAACGACGGGGAGAAACGCUUCGCUUGGGAUGAUAUCUAUGAAGGGCUGCUGCUAUUGGGGAUCCCGAAACCGGAAGAAUCACGGAUCGAGGGCCGGAGAAAGCGAGGGCACAGGACGCGCGUCUCCGAGAUAUACUGUCCCCACGCGCACCUGAUCCUCAACUUCCAUGAGACCUUAAGUCCCGGCGAAAAGAUCAGAUUCAGGAAACUCUACUCCAGGCGAGUCUCGCCCUCCGAGUCUAACGUCGUCAUCCUGCAAGACGUAAAGGACCUGGUCAUGUACCUACUGGUGACGCCCGUUAGCGUGCAGUUCAUCAACCUGUUUCACCUGCCGAUAACGGACCGCUUCCUGCGGGCCCUCCUGGUGUACUUCCAGUACUACGUAGAUACAUGGGAGGAGCUGGCACGGGAGCGAGCAGCCGCAGCGCGCAAAGCCCCCAACCCAAGGGCCGGCGGAAGUCGCGCGGCCCGUGCUGGGGAGCUCCGCGCUCUGGCAGUCGCCCUCGGCAGGGAAUACGCCGAGUUGCUGCUGGGCUGCGGAGAAACCGCACCGUACCACCACGCGGCAGCGGGCCGUAGGAAUCCCCACACGCGCGUUCAGUCCCAGGGUGAGAAGGACCUUAGGAUCUUCGAGGUCCUACUGGGUGUGGCGCACCGCGUGGUAUGGGUGGCCCUGCAGCGCAAGUACUACAACCCUAUCGAGGUGGAGCUGCACCGUUUGUUCCGGACCGAUGCUUACAACAUGGCGAACAGAAGAACCGGAGGGCUGGUAAACGAGGCGAUUUCCGAAAACGAAGUGAGGAUACUGCACGGACCGGAGAUGCCUCCAAGGCGGAAGCUCCUGAGGAUAUCCCCCUUGAUUCACAAGGUGGUCCACUCCGACUGCGACUUUCGUCUUCUUUCUCUAGGCUUAACCGAUGUGGAGACGCGAGACCCGCGGAUUCUAUAUCUGCGGGAUGCGCUGCUGGCCGAGGAAGAGGCUCUUCCUGAACUCGGCAUUAAGAUCGGCAUCCUGGGCCAGCCGAGGUCCGACUACGACGCCAUGCUCGUGCCGAGCGAAGGGGGGGAAGAGAUCCUGCAGGAUCAGGAUGAAGGAAAGGGGAGCAUCGGGGAGAAACGGAGUUCCCGAUCGGACAGACCGCGCGGGAGCGCGACCAGGCAAGGAGAGCGCGAGAUUUCAAGGAUGCCAGGCUUCGGGGAGGACUCGGAGGUGAGCUCGGAAUUCCCGGGGGAAGCUGCAGAUUCUAACUGCAGAGGACACGAUGCGGCGCGCGAGGCAUCCCGCAGGAAGUGGAUCGCUCGGGAACUAGAGCGUCGACGGAACGAGAGAUGGGAUCUCAGCUCCCUCGGGACCUCCCUCGAGAGAAGGGUCGACCGGUCUAACGAAGCGACUUCCUUCUGAUUGGCUGGACGUUCCUUACGU